Messenger RNA from Rotaria sp. Silwood1, 819 nucleotides. The record is from the annotation of a GenBank genome assembly. NCBI's taxonomy places the organism in Eukaryota, Metazoa, Rotifera, Eurotatoria, Philodinida, Philodinidae.
AUGGGUCGUAGUCGAGAUCGUUCAUAUUCAAGAUCACCUUCACGUUCACGUUCAGGAUCACUUUCAUCAACAAGUUCAGGUCGAGCUGCGAAAGCACGAAAUUGGAAUGGUGAAGGUGGUUAUCGUUUACAUUUAUCUGAUUUAGCAAUAGGUGUAAGUCGACGUCAAAUAGAAAAACUUUUUCGACCUUAUGGACCAUUAAAUGAAGUUUGGGUUGCAUCAAAUCCACCAUGUUUUGCAUUUAUUAAUUUUCGUCAUCGAGCUGAUGGUGAACGUGCAUUAAAAGAACUUGAUGGAAAAGUUGUUGGUGGUUCAAGAAUUGGUUUAAGUUGGGCUCGUCCAAGAAAUUAUGGUGGACGACCACUUCAUGCAUUACUCUAUCGUUCACCAUCACCUUCACGUCGCCGUAGUUAUCGAGACUCAUAUAGUAGUCGUCGUGGUAAUGAUCGAUAUAGUAAACGUCAUUAUUCAAGAAGUCGAUCGCGUAGUCCAGGUUAUCGACGAUCAGGUGGUAAUUAUCAACGACAAAGUUCAAGUUCUCAAUCAAGAUCAAAAUCACGAACACGAUCACCAUCACCUAGAGAUACUCGUCGCGAAAAACGUCCAAAAACAUCGAAACGAGAAGAUGAACGUCGUCAUCGUUCGGAAUCAAAAUCAUAUUCAGAGAGUGAUGAUCAUAGUUCACCAUAUCAAAAGAAUGGAAAACGAAGUUCACAUAGUCCAAGUAGUGAACGUCACCAAGCAACAUCAUCAAACGGUUUGAAUCAUAUUGAUACAGACAAUCAUCAUGAUGAUAUUCAAGUGGACGGACAAGAUUAA